Messenger RNA from Letharia columbiana, 786 nucleotides. RefSeq lists its product as uncharacterized. The record is from RefSeq and is a predicted model, not a curated record. The transcript is spliced from 2 exons. The coding region runs from base 1 to 786 and encodes 261 amino acids. NCBI's taxonomy places the organism in Eukaryota, Fungi, Ascomycota, Lecanoromycetes, Lecanorales, Parmeliaceae.
AUGGCAAAAUGCGUGGCAUGUCACAAACCCUUGACCUUGUACAUUGCGCCUGACGAGGAAGAUGAAGAUGAAGAUGAAACGAUGGGAGGUUCUGCCAGUGCGAUCACUGGCUCGUACGUCGACGAUGAUGUGCAAUUGCAAUGUGGGUGCCAUUUCCAUUGGCAAUGUCUCCUCGACUCUUAUUCUAUGUCGGAAUGCCCCAAUUGCGGAAGAAACCUCAUAACGAGUACAGCUUCAGGCGAACAGCAGCUGUUGUGCAAUCUCAAGAAUGAAGGGGGCCUACAAGAGAGGCUUGACAUGCUUCCAAUACUCACUGAAGAAACUUACUUGAAAGCCUACCCCGAGGAGAGGAGGUGUCGAGCUUUUCUAGAAUUCUGCGGAGAGGGCGAUGUUGAGGCGAUAGUUGACCUCCUCAAUGACGACGCCGGAGAAGAGGAUGAGGAGAGUUCUGGUCAAGGUGUAGGACACAGUAUAGAUGUCUUGAGGUAUCAGGAUCAAAUUGGAUCAAUGGGUUCAGGCCUGCACGUUGCUGUUCAGAACCAGAGGAUGGAGGUAGCAUGGCUUCUUCUGCUUCUCGCUUCGACCCUGAAGAUAGACCAGAUUCCAGCAAUGGUUCUUCAGGCCGCACAUAAUUCUGGGAUUCAGAGAGAGGAUCAGAGCGGGAGAGUCGAUAUACGCUUGUUGAAAGACUCUCAGGGUAUGACAGCCGAGCAUCGAGCGGCUGGCAUUGGAGGAUUGUGGACUGAAUGGCUUCAAUCAGGUCGGCUAAAACCGCCAGCGAGUUGA